Saccostrea cuccullata (small rock oyster) is the source of this 3108-nucleotide messenger RNA. RefSeq lists its product as uncharacterized. The transcript has 17 exons. The record is from RefSeq and is a predicted model, not a curated record. Gene Ontology annotation, biological process: proteolysis. Gene Ontology annotation, molecular function: zinc ion binding; DNA-binding transcription factor activity; cysteine-type peptidase activity. Lineage: Eukaryota; Metazoa; Mollusca; Bivalvia; Ostreida; Ostreidae. The annotation marks the transcript as partial.
AUGUCGAAAAAGCAAGCUUGUCCAGCAACAAUAAGAAUAAGAGCCAUCAUGAAAUUCCCUGAUUUCAAGGUAGAUUCAUAUAACAACAAAUUGAUGAAAAGGAAGAUAUCUAGAAAUCUCAAACAAGCUUUUGCAAACAGAGACACAAUUCAAAAAUCCCUUGUUUAUUUGGUGUCAUAUCCAAGUGUCAAAGACCACAAGAACCACCUUACUGGAGAGUUUGCAGGAUUUAUUCAGUGCAUUGAUCCGAGAUUAGUUACACGCAUAAAAGAACUUGUAGCUGAUGGGGUGAGAAAUGUUUCUGAAAUGAAGAGACACCUACUAAUCUCUGUGAAAAAUGACUUAUGUCCAGAUGAGGAUAUUCCCAGAACAAACAGAAGAUUUUUUCCAUUGGACAAGGACAUUAAAAACCACAUGGAUAUUGCCAUUAACAGCUUGAGAUUUUCCAAAGAUGACCAGCUGAACCUCGAGUCUCUGGUGGAGACCUGGCAAGAGAGUAAUCCAGAGGACAACAUCUUCCUUAGGACAUCAUAUGAUACCACUACCCAUGGAGACAUUCCAUCAGAGGACUUUCUGUUUGUUCACCAGACCACCUGGCAGAAACGUCUCUUAAACUUGUAUGGGAGAGACAUUUGCAUCAUGGAUGCCACAUAUAAGACCUCAAAGUAUGCCCUUCCUCUUUUUUUCAUUUGUAUGCAAACUAAUGUUGGGCAUUCCAUUUGUGGUUCUUUUGUUGUUGCGACCGAAACAAAAAAGUCUAUUCAGGAGGGCUUAAAAAAAAUUAAGGAAUGGAAUCCGGGAUGGAAUCCUAGCUAUUUCAUGACUGACUAUGAUGAAAGGGAAAUCCAAGCAGUUGAGGAAGUAUUUGAAGACUGUACUGUAUAUCUGUGUUCUUUUCAUCGUGAACAAUCAUGGACACGGUGGUUGAAACAGAUAAAGCAUGGUGUUGGUUCAAAUCAGGAUGAGGUUAUUGAACUAAUGAGAGGAAUAGCUAAUGCCAAUUCUGCAACAGAAUACAAAGAAGCUGUAGACAGCCUUAAAGAAAGCAUUCAUUGGCUGAACAAUCAACAACUGAGGAAGUGGUUUGACAAACAGUGGCUAUCAGUUUCACAUAGAUGGGUUAAAACCUUCAGGGAAAAGACUUACAACAUAAGAAUGUCAACAACAAAUGGCUUAGAGAGAAAACAUCAGGAGUUCAAAAGAGGCUACCUGUCUCACUACAGUGAAGGUAGUCUUUGUACCAUGAUUGCGACAUUGGUCUCCAAUUUCUUACCAGACAGUUAUAGGAGUUAUCUCAAUUACAAUAUCCAGAGUUUUGAGUUUUGCAAGAAGUACUCAUCAAGUGUUCCAAAAUUUUUACACAACAAACCAAGGAUGCUUGUUGAACACUGCAUCAAAAGAAUUCCUCCUGAAAUUCAAAACAUACCCAUAGAAAAUAUACAGGAGGUUGAAGACAGGGCUUAUGCUGUGCAUAGUGUUGACUCCAACAACAUAUAUCGGGUGAUGUUUUCAGACACUGAACCUACAUGUACCUGUCUUGACUACUCAAGACAUCAUUUGCCAUGUAAGCACAUGCUUGCAGUGAUGAUGUCAUUACCAGAAUGCAGCUGGGAUAACCUUCCUGAUGGAUACAAGACCUGUCCACAUUUUACUUUGGACCAAAGCAUCAUGCAGCAGUGCAUAGAUAGCAUUCCUGACAGUCCAAAUACAUCUCUGCAAGAUGAUAUACCAGCUCUGCAAGAUGAUAUACCAGCUCUGCAAGAUCAUAUACCAGCUCUGCAAGACGAUAUACCAGCUCUGCAACAUGAUAUAACCAACACAAAUAGUCCACUAAAUCAAGACACAUCACAGGAAAAAAGUCCGGAAAAGACAUGCCCAAAACAGCCAGAUAUACCCAAAACACCACUUCGUGUUCUUCUACAGACUGCCUUAGGUGGACUGAAAGAUAUACAGUCUGACUUGUACUUGAUAAAUGAUCGUCUAGACCUCCAGGAAAUAUCUACCAAAAUAAGAGAACUAAAAUUACUUAAAGCAUCAAAAAUUAAAAAGGACUCAGGCUUACCACUCAACGCUACAGACAAACGUAUAAGACCAUCCUUAAAAAGAAAAUCAGGGAAUCUACCAGUAAGAAAGAAAUACAGGAAAUUAAAUAAAAAACAUUGUGUCCAGUUUGCAGAAGAGGAUGAUGUCAUAAUUGUUGAUGGGACAUAUGACAUGCACAGCAAUCAACAUAGGAACCAUGAGAACCACACCGUUGUUACCAAACAAAGCAUGGCCUAUCAAAACACAGAAUGUCCAGUCAUUGAUGUAGACACACUGUGGAGGAUCAAACCGUCAGAUUGUUUAGUUGCAAGAAUUGGUAGUUUUAAAGUCACAGACACCUCCAUUGGGUAUUUAAAGACUUCUCUAUCUGAUGAGGUAAUAGAUGCAUACUUGUAUCUUCUAACACAGACAAAGAAGAAUAAGAAGCUUCUGGCCAUUGAUUCAUCAGUUGCAACACACAUAUUUCAAGGAAUAUCAGAAAAUUUUCAUGGGUUCAUGACACAGACAAAAUUCUCCAGUUACGAUAUGAUUCUUGCUGCUGUCAAUGAAAACAACAGUCACUGGACACUUAUAGUGGUGUACCCAAGUACAAAGAAACUGGUUUACAUUAAUCCACUUGGUGAAUUAAAGAGAACUAUGAAAGAUAUUGGAGAUAAAUGGAGAAAAGUAAAUGAAAUUUCAGAGGAUGGCUGGAAAGUGGAAACAACAAAACAUACAAAGCAGUAUGAUUCUAAUUCCUGUGGAGUGUAUGUUGUAAAGUUUGCCGAGCUAGUCAUAUCUGAUUUGCCUCUAACAUUUAGUUGUCGACCAGAUAAUCUGUAUCAAAUUAGACAAGGAAUUGGGAACCAGCUUUUGCAAGCCACAGAGCCCUUGUUUGAGCACUGCCGAGCUUGCAGUCUUCAUAGAGAAGCAAGACAAGAUGAGGAUUGGAUAGGAUGUGAGAAAUGUGACAAGUUCUUUCACUAUGGGUGUAUAGGAGUGUCUAGUUUUAUUUGUGGAAUGUGUUCCUCGCUUGAUCAACGUUCUGUGAAUCUGGAGCCUAAUCUGAGAAAAGAUCCUCCGAAG